Messenger RNA from Brassica rapa (field mustard), 2180 nucleotides. RefSeq lists its product as uncharacterized. NCBI's taxonomy places the organism in Eukaryota, Viridiplantae, Streptophyta, Magnoliopsida, Brassicales, Brassicaceae. The record is from RefSeq and is a predicted model, not a curated record. Gene Ontology annotation, biological process: regulation of DNA-templated transcription. Gene Ontology annotation, molecular function: double-stranded DNA binding.
AAAAAAAAAUAUAUUCCGACAAAACUGUAAAAUCACAUUAUUCCACAAAAACCGCAAAAAUCAUUUUCCACCAAAAUUGUGAAAUCAUAUUCUCCCUGCCAAAACCAUAAAUAAUAUAUUUCCGCCAAAACUAUAAAUAAUCUCUUUCUACCAAAACCCCAAAAUCACUUUUUUUUUUCUAAAAUUGCAAAAUCAUUUUUAUACUAAAAUUAUAAAAUCACUUUUCUCACCAAAAUCAAUCAAAAUAAAACUUUCCUACUAAAAUCGUGAAAUCAUUUUUCUCGUCAAAAAUGCAAAAUCAAUUAUUAUUCCGCUAAAAUUGCCAAAUCGGAAAUUUUUCCGCAAAACUGCAAUUUCUUAAAGUUUAAUCAAAAUAUAGUUAAAAUAUAAAUCAUCCAUUACUUGUUCAAAAAAAAAUCAUCCAUUACACAUGCAGGGCCGUGCCUGACAUAUAUAAGGUUAGAAGCAACUAAAUUUUUUUGGCCCUAUAAAUUUAUUUUAUAAAAAAUUAGUGUAUUGAUAUACAGGAUCGGGGCUUCGAACUCGGCACCUUGACCAAAAUAGCAACCAAGCUUACCAUCAGAACUAACUGAUCUUUAUUGAAAAUGGCCCCUAAAUUAAUUAUAAGCUAUCCAGCCCUCAAGCUAAUGCUUGAUCAGCCUAUAUUCAGGUCCGGCCCUGUACACAUGUUCCACUUAUAAUUGUUUUACCCAUAAACCCUUGUUUCCUUUCCAUAAAAUCAUCCAUGACAGAGAUCGAAGUUGGCUUGUAAUGUAUUCUCUGAUGCUACACGGAAGAAGAUCUUUGGAGUUGCACAAGUGUAUGCGUCGUCUGAGAGUUGCAGUGAACCCUUUGCAAAAUGCGUACUCCUCCGCUAGUGUUGCUCAAGAUGGUGGAAAAGGGAAGAUUUUUACAGUCUCUUACAUGGUUGACUCACUUGGUUUCACUACAAAACUCGCAGAAUCAAUCUGGAGGAAAGUCGGCUCCGACUCCGAGAGCAAGGGCAACCCUGAUUCCGUUCUGAAUCUUCUUAAGAGUUAUAGUUUCACAGAUUCUCAGAUCUCCAGCAUCGUCACGAGCUACCCUCAACUGCUUAGAGAAGAUUCUGAGAAAUCUUUGGCUCCCAAGUUUCAGUUUUUACAGUCGAGAGGAGCUUCAACCUCUGAGCUCACUGCGAUUCUUUCGAAAGUUCCCAAGAUCUUGAGAAUCAAAAAGGACAAAGCUUUCAGCAGAUACUAUGAUUUCGCCAAAGAGGUUAUAGAAGCCGACAAGAGUUUCAAGAAGGUACCUCCUCAAUCUUGUCUGAGAGAGGGUAGUAGGCAGGAGAACAAACUCAGAAACAUAUUGGUUUUGAGAGAUUUGGGUGUGCCUCAGAAGCUUUUAUUCUCUCUGCUAGUCUCCAACUUCCAGACCGUUACUGGGAAAGAGAGAUUCGAGGAAACCCUCAAGAAGGUGCUUGAGAUGGGCUUUGAUCCCACCACCUCUAAGUUCGUCCAAGCUCUGAACGCUGUUUACCAAUUGAGCGACAAAACAACUCAAGAGAAAGUCGAUGUUUUCUGCACAAGGUUAGGCUUCUCUGCGGAACACGUGUGGGAAGUUUUCAAGAAGUAUCCAAACCUUCUGAAGGUGUCGGAGAACAAAAUACUGAACUUCAUUGAAACGCUUCUAGGCCUAGGAUUCACCAGAGAUGAGGUAAUGGUGAUGGUCAAGUGCUUUCCGCGGUGCAUUACUCAUUCUACAACGGUGGUGAAGGAGAAGGUUGAGUUUGUGGUGAAGCAGAUGAAUUGGCCAGUUAAAGCUGUGUCUUUGUUUCCUCGGGUGGUUGGAUACAGCAUGGACAAGAGGAUUGUGCCUAGGUGUAACGUUAUCAAAGCUCUCAUGUCUAAAGGUUUGCUUGGAACUGGUGAAUUACCACCUCCUAUGGGUUAUGUCUUCAUUUGUUCCGAUGAGGUGUUUUUGAAAAGGUAUGUGAUGAAACACGAUGAUAAGCAGCUUGUGACUGAGUUGUUGGCCAUCUUCACGAAAGAUAAUGUUUAAAUAGACUAUGACAGUAGCAGGAAAAGAUUAGAGCUUUUCAUUAAGUUUUUGUAAUCUCAAUUUGAUCCGGAUCCAACUCGUUUAUACAUCUGACUUGGAAAAAAACUCUAUAUGACGAUGCGUAAGAUAUGGUUCGUAGAUAA